Molecule: messenger RNA, 2958 nt
Organism: Lucilia sericata (common green bottle fly)
Lineage: Eukaryota; Metazoa; Arthropoda; Insecta; Diptera; Calliphoridae
Product: basic-leucine zipper transcription factor A-like
Exons: 3
Coding region: 257-1621 (454 amino acids)
Biological process (GO): negative regulation of cyclin-dependent protein serine/threonine kinase activity; negative regulation of transcription by RNA polymerase II
Cellular component (GO): cytoplasm; nucleoplasm; nucleus
Molecular function (GO): cyclin-dependent protein serine/threonine kinase inhibitor activity; 7SK snRNA binding
Source: RefSeq, a predicted model, not a curated record
CUUUUUAUUCAUUUUUUUCCCUACACAUUUUGGUUUCUUCGCAAUUUCUAUGAAAGGGACGUUUAUUACUGAGAAAAUGGCGAUAGAAUUCAAAUCGGACAGAAACAUCGCGCACAACAAUUCAAGUGAUUUAAUUAAAGUCGAAAAGUGAAGUGAUAUUAUUUCUUGAAAUUUAUUUGCAUUUCGGAAAACAUUUAAAAUCGUUAGGCAUUAUUACACAAAGAGCAAGUUUUUGUUUUGGAAAAACUGAAAAACGAUGGAAAUAGCAAUUAAACCAGUAAAUUCCCCUGAAAAAUUAACUGAAUCCCCAAGAAUCCAAGAUGAGGUGGUUGUAAUUCCACCAGCUGAGGGAGCUCCCAAAGGACCUAUGGUUAGUCCACCCGGUCAGCAGAAGCAGCAGCAGCAACAACCACAGCAAAAGACAAAACGAAAGCAUAGACGCGGCAAACCCAAAGCAAAAAAUGCCAAUAAACCGUACAAGAAAACCAAUUGGAGAUUUCAAAUGCCACGACUCAACUAUAGUAAAUGUGCUUCGGCCGGCGGUAGUGGUGGUUGUAAUCGCCGUGAAAAACUACAACGUUCACGCUCCUUAGUACCAUAUAAUACUAAUAAAUUUCUAAUGGAAGAACAUUUGGCAGAGGUGCCCAGUGCUCUGCUAACACCCACAGGCCGUACAAGAGAUUCUAGUUUUUCCAUGGACUCGGAAGAUAAUUAUUUUUUCUCUUUACCCGAAGAUGAAGAAGAAUUUCUAACGAAAGAAUUCGCUAAUGUUUACGAAAAAGCUAGAGUGGAGCGUUUAGAGAGUUUGAGUAAACAGGAACUAAUCGAGGAAUGUUUGCAAAUAGAAGAUCGUUAUUCCAAAGAUCAGGGUAAUCAGCGGCAACAGCAACUGAAUAUACAGCGCAUAGCACAAGAAUAUAUGGCGAAAAUAAGAGUACUGGAUGAUAAAGUUAAGGAGCUGUCAAGGGAGAAUCAUAAUUUACGCUGUCAAUUAAUGCGUUCAGCACCAUUUGCAGCCGCUGCUGCAGCCUCACCACCUUCAGCUGCAGCUCCAAUGGGUGCCGCCUGUCAACCUACCCCCAUGGAUUCAUCCAGUGAGGAUAGUGAAAGUGAUAGUUCAACAUCCAGUUCCUCAUCGUCCUCUUCAUCAUCGUCGAGCAAUGAUGAGCGCCAUCAACAGGUGCGACGUCGACGUAGUUGUUCUUCACACAGUUCUUUAAGUGAGUAUAAUGGCUAUAUAGAAAAUAACUAUAUGCACAAUAAUCUAGCAGAAGAACGACGAGGAGAUAAUGGUCUAGUAAAUAAUAAUGGCCAACCAACAGCAGCAGCAUCAUCACCACAAGUAGAAGAUGAUUAUGAACGUCGGCAAUUAUUGGAUGAUCAUAUGGAGGAUUACGACGAUAUUGAAGGUGAUGAUGAGUAUGAGGAAAAUUCUCCCAAAGUUAAUGGUUUUCAUAAGGAACAACAGCUGCAGCCACAAUUAAGUGUUAAUUUAUCACCAAAUGUAAAUAGAGCCAUUGAAAAUAAUGCUGGCAUUCAAAAUGUUGCUAAUAACGAUAAUAAUGGUGAUAAUAUUGUUGAUGUUGUAGUAGUGGAACGCUUACAAAAUCCUGCAAACUAGUUACUAUCUGCUCUGUAUUUCUCAUUUACAUAUUGUUAGAUGCAUACAUAUUAAACACCCACCCCAUUAGUGUUCCUCGAAAGCAACAAAAACCAUUUAAUCUUGACCCCCAAAACCCCCCUUCUCCCCAACAAAUUAUAUGUGAUUAAGAAAAGAAACAAACAACAAAAAAACUAACACUUUUUGAUAGAAAGAAAUUAAAUUUAAAUAAUAAAGUUGAAUAUUUCUUAGUUCACUAAUUUAUAUUUUAAUGUUUUUUUUUUCAUAUUUGAAAAUUUUAUUAAUAUAUUUUUUGUAUUUUUAAAAAAUAAUAUACAUAUAUAUUUUUAAUAACACUUUGUUAAAUACAUUUUUCAUGUUUUUUUUUUUAUUUAUAAAUAAGCUUUAAAUUUGUAUUAUUUGUAUUCUUCCAAUGCCGAUUCCUUUUUCAAAAUAAUUUUUCUUUAAAAUUAAAUUUGUCAUUCCGUUUGUAAUUUCUACAAUUUCAUUUUGCGAAUUCUAAAUCUAAGGGAAGUCGAUUUAGCAAAGUCCACCUGUUUGUUGAAAAUGGUUUUCUGAACGACCUAUUUGGCACAAUCUACAUACAUAUGUAUGUCUAUGGAUUAGUCUUCGGGCUAUUCUAUAAACUAGUCUAAAGGCUAUGCUAUAAAGUAGUGUAUUGUGUAGUCGAUAUACUAGUGUACUGUCUAGUUUAUAGACUGGUGUUGACUUUAUAGACUAUAGUCUUAAUAUUAAAUAUUUAUAAGAAAAAAUUUAAGUUUAAUAUCGAAAUAAAAAAGUACGAUUUUUAAUGCCGUUUUGUACAAUUUGAAAAUUCCAUCAUGGGUUUAUAUUAGGAAUUUUGCAUAUACAUAUGUAUAUGAUUUUGUUGAUUUUCAAUAGUAAACUUCUCGAAAGCAUGUCUGAUAAAAUUAUUGAGGUCUUCACAAUAUUGUUUUCAACAAACAAAGGCACGGGCAUCGCUAAAUCGACUUAUCUCUACUUUUUCCUCAUACAAAAGUAAAUUUAGAGAAUCCUAAAUAAAAGUCUCCUCCAAAAGUGUUACAUUUCUCUACCGAAUUACCGCAUAUGCAAGAGUAAGUUUUCGUAACAAAAGAUUUCUUGUUUGAUAUCGAAAAAGAUAAUGAAAAUUGCGGCUCUAGUAUGGAUUAUAGAAAGAUAUCACACGUUUUCUAUAAGACUGCCAUAACUUAAAAAACAACUUUUCGAUAAAAACGGCGAAAUUUUUAUUGCGGCAAUCUUGUUGUAAAUAAGCGAAUAAUCUUAAAAAUUUUAAGAAAAACUUAAUAGAUGAGUACUAGAUACUCAGUAAAAUACUACAUUUUUGUUGUAAAAUU